Molecule: messenger RNA, 591 nt
Organism: Colletotrichum costaricense
Lineage: Eukaryota; Fungi; Ascomycota; Sordariomycetes; Glomerellales; Glomerellaceae
Exons: 1
Coding region: 1-591 (196 amino acids)
Source: RefSeq, a predicted model, not a curated record
AUGCCUACCAAGAACAACACCUCGAAACCCUCUAUUUUCCAGUGUGAACAGCCGGAAUGCCGUGGCAAGCGGUUCAACGACCAGUCCAAUUUCAACAGACACCAGAAAAGCGUUCAUGGUGACAAGGUCCCGAUGCCUUGCGGAAGUCUGAUUACCGACCGCCCAGACAACAUUCAGCGACAUCAAGACAAAUGUGGGGAAUGUCAGCAAAGCUCAGGGAUACCUUCGUCUUCUGUUGGCAACGGAACUGGACCAGAGAUAGCAUUCAAUGUCAGCAUUCCGGGCGCUGAACCUCAGUACACCGGCAUGUCACAAAUCAGCUAUCAGCAACUCUGGAUGCAACGCUUUCACGACGGCCAUCAGCAUGGCUAUCGCGACGGCUCGCAGGCCGGCUGGCAGCACGGCCAGUAUGCCUACCAGUCCGGCUACACGUAUGGCCACCAUUAUCUCCCACAGAGCCAACAGCAGACUACCCAGUCACUGAACGGUCUUCAGCAAAACUACCAGGACGGCUACCAGACUGGCUACCCGCAAGGCUACCAUGAUGGCUACCAUGAUGGCUACCAUGCUGGCUACUACCAGAGUCAUUAG